AUGCAGCUCCUCUUCCUCCUCUCCCUCCCCCUCCUGUCCUUCCUCCUCUCUCCCACCACCGCCCUCCAAUGCAACAACACCCUCCCCGCCUCCUGCCUCGGGCCUGUCCCCCCUCUCGAGCCGUCAACUCAGGCAGUCGCAGAUAACCUCGGCUCUCAAACCCCGCUGAACAACCUCAGCUACUCCGCCGCCCGCGAUGCCUUUGACGCUUUCAACAUCCCCACGAACCCGGGCCUCAGCUCGGUCGUAUACACGGAGCUCAACGUCCCGCAGGGCCCCACGGGGAACCUAAAUCUGCAUAUCUACCUCCCGAAGCACAGAGGGAGGAAGUUGGUGCCGGCGAUUUUAUAUCUACAUGGCGGUGGGUGGAUUCUAGGCGACCCGGUGGUAUACCAACAGGCGGUCGUGAGCUUAGUUCACGACACAGGUGCGGGAGUGGUGUUUGUGAACUACACGCGGGCGCCAGAAGCGGUUUAUCCGGUUGCAAUUGAGGAGGCGUAUUCGGCACUGCAGUGGCUGUAUGCGCAUGCGGGAGAGUACGGGAUGGAUGCUAAGAAGGUUGCGUUUGUUGGCGACAGUGUCGGAGGCCACAUGGCAAUCGGGCUCUCCCUGCUAUCCCUCCAGCGCAACACAACCCUCCCCCUCUACCAGGCCCUCAUCUACCCCGUCACCAACCUCGCCUGCGAGUCCGACAGCUACACACUCUUCCACGACGGGCCGUUCCUUACUGCUGCGCUUAUCCGCUGGAUGAUUGACGCAUGGACCCCGGACGUCUCCCGCCGCAGCGAGAUUCUUGCAUCCCCGCUGCUGGCGCCGAUAAACCAGCUGGAGGGGUUCCCGCCGACGCUGGUGAUCACGGCGGAGUUGGAUCCGCUGAGGGAUGAGGGCGAGGUGUUUGCGCAGCAUUUGGCCGCGGCUGGAGUCGACACAACGGAGCUGAGGGCACAGGGAACGUUCCAUGGGUUUUGGUCGGUAAACGCUUUGAGGCAGACGCCGGUGGCGAGGGUCGCGAGGGAGCUGGUGGCGGUGAAGCUGAGGGGCGUUUUUGGGACGGGAUAUUAG
Molecule: messenger RNA, 1062 nt
Organism: Morchella importuna
Lineage: Eukaryota; Fungi; Ascomycota; Pezizomycetes; Pezizales; Morchellaceae
Exons: 3
Coding region: 1-1062 (353 amino acids)
Molecular function (GO): hydrolase activity
Source: RefSeq, a predicted model, not a curated record